AUGUUUACUGGAAUCGUAGAAGAAGUAGGAGUUGUCUCCAAGCUCGACAACAAUGACUCUACUGGCGGUACUUCUAUGACCAUCGCCAUUUCUUCUGGUUCUCAGCUCCUCUCUGACUGCCAUGAUGGAGACUCCAUCUCUGUCAACGGUGUCUGUCUCACUGUCACCUCUUUCACACCCGAGUCUUUCACUAUCGGUGUAGCCCCCGAGACUCUGCGAAUCACCAACCUGGGCGACCUCAAGGAGAACAGCAACGUCAACCUUGAGCGCGCUGUCCGUGCUGAUACCCGCAUGGGUGGCCAUUUUGUCCAGGGCCACGUCGAUACCACCGCCAAGAUCCUCUCUGUUACCAAGGAUGGCAAUGCCCUGACCUUCCGUUUCCAGCCUGCCCGCAAGGAUAUGCUGCGGUACGUUGUCUACAAGGGCUACGUUGCCAUUGACGGUACUAGCUUGACAGUCACCAAGGUCAACGACCAGGAGGGCUGGUGGGAGGUGAUGCUGAUCGCCUACACUCAGGAGAGGGUUGUUGUGGCGGCGAAGAAGGAGGGCGACACAGUCAACAUUGAGGUUGACAUGAUGGCCAAGUAUGCUGAGAAGUCGCUGGGCGGAGUUGUCGGCUCGGAACCCGGAUCCGAGUCCUCGUUCCCUUUCAUUGAGAAGAUCGUCGAGAGAAUUGUGGCACAAAGACUUGGCGAGAAGCAAUAG
Messenger RNA from Fusarium coffeatum, 705 nucleotides. RefSeq lists its product as uncharacterized. The coding region runs from base 1 to 705 and encodes 234 amino acids. The transcript has 2 exons. The record is from RefSeq and is a predicted model, not a curated record. Gene Ontology annotation, molecular function: riboflavin synthase activity. Gene Ontology annotation, biological process: riboflavin biosynthetic process. NCBI's taxonomy places the organism in Eukaryota, Fungi, Ascomycota, Sordariomycetes, Hypocreales, Nectriaceae.